UGUGUUGGAUAAUUCCAGAAGAUCGCAGUCGCAGGGUAGCGUGGAAAGCAAGUUCACUCUGACUGGGCACAUUCGUAAACUCACUGAAGAAAGUCUUUGGUUUACUAUUUAACAUUUUUUUCCAAACAGAAUUGGCAACCUUCAGUGGUAAAUCAGAUUCUGCGAUAUACAGCCUGAUUUCUCUUGAAUUACACAGCACUAUCUUUCAGUCGGCCUUCAUUUUACAAAUUUACUAGAACGAUCCGUCGUCAUGAUGCUGAAUGCAGUCCGCACCGCUUCAAGAACACUCUCGUGUUCUAAAAACAGCUCACGGAAUGCUUCUUCGUUUGUCAAGAAGGCGUCCUGGAACGGAUUGAGUCAAUAUGGAUUACGAAAUGUUGCCAGACGUGACUAUGCAUCAGAAGCUAUCAAAGGGGCAGUCAUUGGAAUUGACUUGGGAACCACAAACUCCUGUGUGGCUGUUAUGGAGGGCAAGCAGGCUAAGGUUCUGGAGAACGCAGAAGGAGCAAGGACGACCCCCUCAGUGGUGGCCUUCACCACUGACGGCGAGAGGCUGGUGGGCAUGCCAGCCAAGCGCCAGGCCGUCACCAACCCUCAGAACACCCUGUACGCCACCAAGCGUCUGAUUGGCCGACGCUUUGACGAUCCCGAAGUUCAGAAGGACCUGAAGAAUGUUCCCUUCAAGAUCGUUCGUGCCUCUAAUGGUGAUGCCUGGGUCGAGGCUCAUGGGAAAAUGUACUCCCCCAGCCAGGCUGGGGCCUUCGUGCUGAUGAAGAUGAAGGAGACUGCAGAGAACUACUUGGGCCACAGCGUGAAGAAUGCCGUCGUCACCGUGCCGGCAUACUUCAACGACUCCCAGAGACAGGCCACAAAGGAUGCUGGGCAAAUUGCGGGGCUGAAUGUGCUGAGGGUGAUCAACGAACCCACUGCUGCUGCUCUGGCCUACGGAUUGGACAAGACCCAGGACAAAAUUAUCGCAGUGUAUGACCUGGGUGGCGGUACCUUCGACAUCUCUGUCCUGGAGAUUCAGAAGGGCGUGUUUGAGGUCAAGUCCACCAACGGAGACACCUUUCUGGGCGGGGAAGACUUUGACCAGCACCUGUUGAUGCACAUUGUCAAAGAGUUCAAGAGAGAGUCCGGUGUGGAUCUCACCAAGGACAACAUGGCCCUGCAGAGAGUGAGGGAGGCAGCGGAGAAAGCCAAGUGUGAGCUGUCCUCUUCCCUGCAGACCGACAUCAACCUGCCGUACCUGACCAUGGACGCGUCCGGGCCCAAGCACCUGAACAUGAAGCUGACCCGCUCCCAGUUCGAGGGCAUCGUGGCCGACCUCAUCCGCCGCACCGUGGCGCCCUGCCAGAAGGCCAUGCAGGACGCCGAGGUCGCCAAGAGCGACAUCGGCGAGGUGCUGCUGGUGGGCGGCAUGAGCCGCAUGCCCAAGGUGCAGCAGACGGUCCAGGACCUGUUCGGCCGCGCCCCCAGCAAGUCCGUCAACCCCGACGAGGCGGUGGCCAUCGGCGCAGCCAUCCAGGGUGGAGUGCUGGCCGGUGAUGUCACCGACGUGCUCCUCUUGGACGUCACCCCCUUGUCCCUCGGCAUCGAGACCCUCGGCGGGGUCUUCACCAAACUCAUCAACCGGAACACGACCAUCCCCACCAAGAAGAGCCAGGUGUUCUCCACAGCUGCUGAUGGACAGACGCAGGUAGAAAUCAAGGUGUGCCAGGGAGAGAGAGAGAUGGCUACAGACAACAAGGUCCUGGGACAGUUCACCCUGGUGGGGAUCCCCCCUGCCCCCCGAGGAGUGCCCCAGAUCGAGGUGACGUUCGACAUUGACGCUAAUGGAAUCGUGCACGUGUCGGCCAAGGACAAGGGCACUGGCAGAGAGCAGCAAAUUGUAAUCCAGUCCUCUGGUGGGCUCAGCAAAGACGACAUCGAGAACAUGAUCAAGAACGCAGAGAAGUACGCUGAAGAGGACAGGAGGCGAAAGGACCGGGUUGAGGCGGUGAACAUGGCCGAGGGCAUCGUGCACGACACGGAGUCCAAGAUGGAGGAGUACAAGGACCAGCUCCCUGCUGACGAGUGCAAUAAGCUGAAGGAGGAGAUAACCAAAGUCAGAGACCUGCUGGCGCGAAAGGACACCGAGACCGGAGAGAACAUCAAGCAGGCCGCCUCCAACCUUCAGCAGGCCUCUCUCAAACUCUUCGAGAUGGCGUACAAGAAGAUGGCGUCGGAGAGGGAAGGCGGCAGUGGCAGCUCAGGGACCAGUGGGGAAGAGAAGAAGGAAGGCCAGCAGUAAAACCCCUUUUGCACUUAGGAUUGUGCCAGAGACAAUGGGACUGAAGGGCUUGGGAAUGUAGACCUGACGUUAUCCCGAGCGGCUAUUGCGUUGAAGUCAUUCUCACAUACUGUGUUUUUGCAGUACGCUAUACAGUAUACAAAUGCCAUUGUAUGCCUCCCCUCCCCCUUUAUAAUUUAACUGUUAAAAACAAAGAAAAAAAGAAGUGUAACAUCAGAAUUUUUAAACUUGUUUUCUUUGCCUCUAUGUUGUGAAAUAGUAAAAUGUCUAGUAAUUAUUUGUUGCCUGUGUUUCCCUUGGGCUGAUUUUCCGGAUCAAACAAAAUCACACUUUGCUUUGUUGUUUGCAAUUCUGCUCGUGUCUUUUUGCUGUCAAGGUAAGGUUUUCCAUGUGGAGAUUAUUUGGGUAAUGAUGAAGCAAGGCCAUUCCAUCCCUCGAUUUAGACAUCGGUAAUUUCACAAAUUCAAAUGUAUGGGUGGAGUUUCAUCUCUGCGCAAAGAAAAGGUGCAACUUGAAGAAAGGCUGAAUUUGAUGUACCUUUGAGUUCCAAAAAGAACGGCGGCAGUCUCUAUUAGCUGUGCAAAAUGGUGAAAGGCACUUAGAUUUUCUUAUUAUAGUUGACUCAAAUGGCUUUGAGUGAACGCUAAUUUAACAACUUGGGAUGCAUAUCCUGUUAUCAUACCCUUAUUUUGAGAGUUCAGUAAGUUCUUGUAUGGGUGUUUAGUAAAUGGCAAUGCCCAUGCGAUUAUGUAGAGAUGGAGCCUUGGUCAGGUGUGCACAUCGUACAGUAUACUACUUUAAAUCUAUCCAUGGUCCAUUACAAGCGGUAUGUUCUGAUACAUGGCCUGCCGGUACUGUCUGGUCAUCUUAGUUACUCCCUUUUGUGGUACAUGGUAUGCUUUGCGAUCAUUUGUAUAUAGUUUUGCGACACUGUAAAUCAGAGUCAUUUAAGUUGACAGACUUCCACAAGACAGUAAUGAGGAAGGAAGUGGCUGUUUUUUUUCCAUACCCAGGUUGCGUCCCCUCUGAAAUUGGGUCUUAAAACUUGCUGCUUGUUAGCCAAAUUGUCAGUACAAAAUUGAAAAGCAAGUUUGUGGAGGAAUGGUUCAUGUGAAAUUGUAAAAUGUGAAAACUAUUAUCUUAGGGUUUAGAAAAUGGUGGUGAGGAGUGUGUUUUUGGAAGAUGUUUAAGUCUCAAGAGGAUUUAAAUGCUUCCAUUAUAAACUUUUAUAAUAAAAAAAUAAAAUUUCAACAUGGAAAUGUUGUGUUCUGUGGUCUGGUGGUUGUUCGUAUUCACAAGCCUUAUGAGCCUAUGAGGCUUACCAGUUCAAUGAAGAUUUGAGAUGACCCCAAUUUACUGAGAUGUAUAAUUUGCUAAUAAACCUGGGGACAGUAUAUUGUUUCUUGUAAUGAUCUCAUGAAGUUGGAGGCAGAGAAUCUGGCCUGCUCAACCUGAUAUUAUUGAAUUAAGGUAGCUUAAACUCGAUGAACCCAAUCCGCAAUCAAAGGAAAACAUUCUCACUGAAGUUCCCUUUCCACCUCGUCUUCUGGCAUGUCAAAAUGAAUGAGUCACUGUUGACUGCUGUUUAAAAUGACCUGUGUAGUUUGAUGGUGUACAAGCAUCAACAUUUGCCUGUCUGCAAAAUCAGUGUACAUCCACAUCUUUCUUAGUAGCUGCUUUUCAGAAUGAUGUUAAAUCCCAUAGAAAGUGAAAUCCUUAGAAAUUGUGAUGAACAGAUGAAUGAAUGGCUUAUGGUCUCUCAGAUAUUUCAACAAUUAAAGUGCUAGUUGCUUAUACUGUGUAACUUUACUUUUUAAGACAAUGCCAGCCUUCCUUUUGAACAAUAUCAAAUUUGAAUUCUUUUAUGGUAGGGCUGAAUUUUACUCAACAACCUCUUAAAUUUAGCAAAGUUGUUUAUCCACAAGUGUAUUUUUUAAAAAUCCCAACCAACUUAUAUUAUCUUCAUGAAAGAACUGCGGUUACUUUAUGGAUCUCUAAUACUUACGAAAAUUAAACAUGCUCAUAAAUUUUCUUUUUUCAUGA
This is a messenger RNA of Anguilla anguilla (European eel), 4336 nucleotides long. RefSeq names its product heat shock protein 9 (gene hspa9). Gene Ontology annotation, molecular function: ATP hydrolysis activity; heat shock protein binding; ATP binding. Gene Ontology annotation, cellular component: cytoplasm; mitochondrion. The transcript is spliced from 18 exons. The record is from RefSeq and is a predicted model, not a curated record. Gene Ontology annotation, biological process: protein refolding; cellular response to unfolded protein. Lineage: Eukaryota; Metazoa; Chordata; Actinopteri; Anguilliformes; Anguillidae. The coding region runs from base 251 to 2293 and encodes 680 amino acids.